Molecule: messenger RNA, 1692 nt
Organism: Brassicogethes aeneus
Lineage: Eukaryota; Metazoa; Arthropoda; Insecta; Coleoptera; Nitidulidae
Source: the annotation of a GenBank genome assembly
AUGGCACCAAAUUUAAAAGACGUGGUGCUUUCCAACUCGGAAGAUCCGGUGAAACCAGUAGAAUACAGAGGAAGACCUGUGGACCCACCCAAGCCUAAAGUUAUAAAUAACCAACCUAGCCAGCCUCAGUACGAAUGGGAAAUAGUAUGGAGAAAUGUUAUUUUAUUCCUGUAUUUGCAUCCCUUUGCAAUAUACGGGUUGUAUUUAUUGGUUAUAGCGUGUAAAAUUAAAACAAUAUGUUGGGUUCUAGCUCUAGUAUUUCUCGCUGGACAGGGUAUAACUUCGGGAGCACAUAGGUUAUGGUCUCACAGAGCAUACAAAGCGCGUCUACCUUUACGAAUAUUUCUUUGUAUUCUGCAAACCAUGUCCGUUCAAACUCCCAUAUACGAUUGGGCGAGAGACCACAGGGUGCACCACAAGUUUACCGACACAGACGCUGACCCACAUAACGCCAAAAGAGGAUUCUUUUUCUCCCACAUGGGCUGGUUGAUGAUAAAAAAGCACAAGGAUGUUUCCACGAAAGGAAAAACUAUCGACUUGAGCGAUUUGGAGGCAGACCCAGUCGUUAUGUUCCAAAAAAAGUAUUACUUGAUUUUGAUGCCCAUUGCCUUUCUGAUACCAACAGCCGUUCCAUGGUAUUUCUGGGGUGAAACGUUGUGGAAUUCAUGGCAUGCUGCAGGAAUUUUUCGCUAUACACUUCUAAUAAAUGGAACAUGGUCGGUGAAUAGUGUCGCUCACAUUUGGGGAAUGAGACCUUAUGAUAAGAACAUAAAACCGACCGAAAACUACUUUGUAGCUUUUAUGACUUUUGGAGAAGGUUGGCACAACUACCACCACGCUUUUCCUUGGGACUACAAAGCGGCGGAACUGGGAAACUACGGACUCAACUGGUCCACAGGCUUCAUAGAUCUAAUGGCUAAAAUAGGAUGGGCUUACGACCUAAAAACGGCUUCCCUCGAUAUCAUAAAAAGAAGAAUCAAGAGGAGUGGGGAUGGGACCAUCAAAGUUAAAGAAGAUGUCGAUGCUCAUGGUCAUGAGCAUGGGGAUAGUAUAUGGGGAUGGGGGGAUGAAGAUAUGAAGGAGGAAGAUAAGGAAGAUCUUAGGGUUUUCAACAAGUUAAACACUGCGUAAAAACUAUAUUUAAUUUCAGUCAAAUUAUAUUUAGCUUUAAAAGUUGCAUGUUCCUAAUUUUUUUAAUUAUUGCUUUUUUCCUUUGUUAAAAUAUAUAAACAUCUGUAGAUAUGAUAUUUGUAUUCUAUUUAUUUAUUUCAUACUCAUGAAUUCCUUCUAGUAGAGGAAUAUGGAGCAAACAUAUUCUCUAAAGUGGAUGAAAAUAAUGGAGUUAAGCAAAUUCCAUUGAUUGAAGAAACUCUAUCUUCAAGUGAAAAGUGCUAUGCUAAAAUAUAUGCGCCGCGUCUGGUUGUUUAAAAUUAGCAGCUGACUUCAAGGAAGAUUCAGCUGCUCUUACCAAAUACUGACUUUAAAGCAGAUUUAGCCAUUUAACAUGUUGUUAUUUUGUUAACAUGGAAAGAAUUAGAGACAGAUAUAUUCAAAUUAUUUUACCCAACUUUGCGAUUGACUUAAUCCUUUAGCAUGUUUGCCUUCCUGUGAUUUACUGCUUUUCUGGCUACUGUUUAGUUUAAUUGACCUUGUAGAUUUUUAUACAAAAAAAACCCAACCCAUACAUAUAUU